AUGCCUUCGUCCCCAGAGAUCUCUGGCAGAAGAAUCAAGCGAGUCUCCAAGUCCAAGGUCCGUACAGGAUGUGUGACCUGCAAGAUCCGACGUAUCAAAUGCGAUGAAGGCAAGCCUGAAUGUGUCAGAUGUACAAGCACCGGUCGCAAAUGCGAUGGCUAUCUACCUCCGAAGACUUGGCUUUUCGAACUCAACAGCGAAAGCGAGUCUUCUUCCAGCUCCUCUAUGCCCAGCAGCUCUAGUACCGGUGCCCCGGACAGCUCCGAGGAGCGUCAGGCUUUGCAGUUCUAUGAGGAUAGGACAGCACCGACCUUGGCAAAUUAUUACAGUCCACAGUUCUGGAAGGUGACUGUGCCCUCCACAGGUCUGCUGCAUCCACCGAUCAAACACAUUGUCGUCGCUACCGCCGAGCUACAUGCGUCCAUCGAAGAGGUCACCGAUCAAACAGGCUUGAGUCGACUUCGAUUUAUGCAACAUUACAGCAAAGCCGUCUCAUUGCUCACGAAAGGUUCAACCACUCUUCCCACAGAGGUUGUUCUUAUUUGUUGUCUCCUCUUCAGUACCUGUGAAAAUUUUCAAGGCGAUCCGAUGGCCGGCUUGUUACAUAUCGAAGGUGGAGCGAAAAUUCUUAGAGAGUGGAGAGCAGCUGUACCGCAAGGACUCAGCAGGACUGAGCCGCAGGUUCACCGCUCUGAUCUUAUUGAACAGGAGGUAGCCCCAAUUAUCGAUUCUGUUGAAGCUUUGAUAUCUACGUCUCGCAGUGUUAUACCGGGUCAACCACAAGCCUCACAGUUGAAAACUCCUGGCGAGGGUCUUCUGGCGCAAGGAUCAUCUGAGAAGCCACUGAUAUCUCAGAAAUAUGACACGUUUUGUGUUGCGAGAGAUCAGUUGAACGAUGCAAUACAGUGGAUGCGUCGGACCUGGAACUGGGAGAUAUGUGGAACAACGUCCACAGUCAUCGACCCUGCAGUAACGAUUGAGGACGCGAGAGCAUUGUUAUCAGGAUGGCUGGUUGCCUUCAAUGGCUACACACCUCAGCCUGGUGGCAUGCACGAAAGGGAGUUUCUUCGUACAGAAUGCCUUCUCCUGCGAGCUCACCACCACGCUGCAGUGAUCAUGAUUGAAACUUUGCCUUCGAAUUCCGAAAUGGUCUUUGACGAGCAUGUGGACAAAUUCAGAACACUUUUGGAAGAGUGCAGUGCCGCAGCUAUCCCACCUAUCUCACCAGCCAUCACCUUCCACUUCGGCUUCUCUUUGGGUCUCAUACCUCCGUUGUUUCUUCUAGCAACACGUUGUCGCGAGCCGUCCAUGCGCAAACAAGCCGUUGCUGUACUUCGAUCGCUGCAUCGAAGCGAAGGUUGCUGGGAUAGCUGUUCCGCCGCGCUGCUCGCCGAACAUGUAAUAAAUAUCGAGGAACGCGGCUUGGCCGUCAUCGAAACCGCGAGUGAUAUCACCGCCUUCAGCCGCGUUCGUCUCAUGGGUGCCGAAGUCGACUACGCCAACCAACAGCUCGUCCUCCGUGUUGCACGUUACCCCUUCAGCGGCAUGAGUCCAUUUAUCCGUCACGAAGAACCGAUCGAAUGGCGUACCAUUGCGCGUGGUCAGAAUAGGGACACUUUAGAGUGGAUCAGCCAACCCCAUGCGUUUGAUCCUCGUCCGGACGAGGAUACUACCUAUUUCCCAACAUCGACGGCUGCUUCUUCUCUGUCGGCGGCUGACAGUCCAACCAUACAGCCUCUGGACAGGAUUCUAGGUGCGGCGGGAUUUCAAGGACUCAUCAGGCCGGAGCGAGGGAUCUGUUGGCAUACCGCUACGAUGAACAGAGGAGGUGGGGACACAGCAACGGUCACGGGAAGUGUGGAGACGGGUGCUUAG
Messenger RNA from Endocarpon pusillum Z07020, 1875 nucleotides. RefSeq lists its product as uncharacterized. NCBI's taxonomy places the organism in Eukaryota, Fungi, Ascomycota, Eurotiomycetes, Verrucariales, Verrucariaceae. Gene Ontology annotation, biological process: regulation of DNA-templated transcription. The transcript has 3 exons. Gene Ontology annotation, molecular function: DNA-binding transcription factor activity, RNA polymerase II-specific; zinc ion binding. The coding region runs from base 1 to 1875 and encodes 624 amino acids. The record is from RefSeq and is a predicted model, not a curated record.